GUAGAAUUCCUGUUGUAUUCCUAAAACAAUAUGCCUUCUCAUUUGUCACUGAAGCUGAUAUUAUUUCAACAGUUGAAUUUAAUUACUCUGGUGAUCUUCUUGCAACAGGAGACAAAGGUGGCAGAGUGGUUAUAUUUCAAAGGGAACAAGAGAAUAAAAGCCGUCCUCAUUCUAGGGGAGAAUAUAAUGUUUACAGUACCUUUCAGAGUCAUGAACCUGAGUUUGACUACUUGAAAAGUCUAGAAAUUGAGGAAAAAAUUAAUAAAAUUAGGUGGUUACCACAACAGAAUGCUGCUCAUUUCCUGCUGUCUACAAAUGAUAAAACGAUUAAAUUAUGGAAAAUAAGUGAAAGGGAUAAAAGAGCCGAAGGUUAUAAUUUAAAAGAUGAAGAUGGAAGACUUAGGGAUCCUUUGAGAAUCACAGCACUACGGGUGCCAAUAUUGAAACCCAUGGACCUAAUGGUAGAAGCAAGUCCCAGAAGGACAUUUGCAAAUGCACAUACUUAUCACAUAAACUCUAUUUCAGUAAAUAGUGAUCAUGAAACGUACCUUUCUGCAGAUGACCUAAGAAUUAACCUAUGGCAUUUAGAAAUCGUAGAUAGAAGUUUUAAUAUUGUAGAUAUCAAGCCUGCUAACAUGGAGGAGCUGACAGAAGUGAUCACUGCUGCAGAGUUCCACCCUCAUCACUGUAACGUAUUUGUCUACAGUAGUAGCAAAGGGACUAUUCGGCUCUGUGACAUGCGUUCUUCAGCACUCUGCGAUAGGCAUUCAAAAUUUUUUGAAGAACCUGAAGAUCCUAGCAGCAGAUCAUUUUUUUCAGAAAUCAUAUCGUCGAUAUCUGAUGUAAAAUUCAGUCACAGUGGUCGAUACAUGAUGACAAGAGACUAUCUUUCUGUUAAAGUGUGGGAUCUCAAUAUGGAAAACAAGCCUGUAGAGACAUAUCAAGUUCAUGAGUAUCUUCGAAGCAAGCUUUGUUCCCUUUACGAAAACGACUGCAUCUUUGACAAAUUUGAAUGCUGCUGGAACGGUUCUGAUAGUGCUAUCAUGACUGGAUCGUACAACAAUUUCUUUAGAAUGUUUGACCGAAACACACGACGGGAUAUCACUCUAGAAGCCUCCAGGGAGAGCAGCAAACCUCGUGCCAUCCUCAAGCCCCGCAAAGUGUGUACGGGUGGGAAAAGGAAGAAGGAUGAAAUAAGCGUUGACAGUCUGGACUUCAACAAGAAGAUUCUUCAUACGGCAUGGCACCCCAUGGAGAACAUCAUUGCUGUAGCUGCCACCAAUAAUUUGUAUAUAUUCCAGGACAAAAUUAACUAAAGAUGACUUUACCUGAGGACAGAGUUGUCGUCUUGCAUAGUUAAGCUCAGUUGUUUAUCUGUAAAAGAGAAGGCCUGUCGUCCUCCCAGUGAAGAACAUUGAUGCACUUACGUCCCUUUAGCUAAAGGAGAGGAUCUGGCCUGCUUUUUGAGUUCCUGGUGUAGUUCUGCCCUCAGUGGGGGUAAGGGGUGUAGCUCACAGUUUCUGGGAGAAACCCUCUAGAGGCAGAGCUGAUGGACAGUGCUCAAUACGGCCAAUACUCAAAACAAAUGUAUUUAUUUAAGUCUGAGCCUUCCUUUCCAGUUUAUAGACCAAAAAUUUAACACCCAAGAAGAAAAAUUGUCAUAAAAAAUGUAAUUUCUAUCUCUCACGCUCUUUCUCUGCUGUAAUAUUUGGGCCUUUCAAAACAUAUAUUGUGCUUAAUGCCUGUAAACAUUCCUCCUCUGGCCUGUAUCUAGGCUUAGGUGUUUUUACCUUGGAGCACUUAAGUAGGUCUUGAGUUGGGUUCGUAGACAGGUUUCCAUGACUAUUUACUCACCAACUGUAUCUAUAACCACACCUUCUGGUGUAAACCACUUAAUAAAAUAACAAACUAUACAAAGUGUUUUUAAAGCUGAAGGUAUGUAUUCAGUCUUUUUAUUUUUUUAACGCAUGUACUGAGAUUGUGCAAAAUAAUUCUGAUGGGCAGAUUUAUCAAUCUUUGCCCCAAAACGCUGAUUUUUGGCAGACUAAUACAAACUUUUUGGUGUAGUAUUUCCAAUUCUAAAUUUAGAGUUUCCAUAAAAUUGUCCUUUAGUUCCAGUUGCACUGGUUUUCUUGUGAAAUGCUGUCUGUGUACAACGCAGGAGAUGGGAAAGGUCAGCAGAAAGCCAUCCACAGCCUUAACAGAAAGUGACCGCCUGGCACAGAAGGGAAAACAAAACGCUCAACAAAUUCUCUUCUUGGAAGAUCAGAAUUCAGUUUGUCUGAUGCCUCUCAAUGUUAGAUACAUACCUUAUGUGCAUUAUGUUUUUUAACCUUUUUAGUGUUUGUCAUGAAGAUAUACUUUAUUUUAAAUAUUUGGCAUAAUAGAUUGUAUUUCACGUUGCAGUUGGAGCCAGCAGAACAACCACCUCCUGGUUCUGCCAAGCAGCAGCGCAGCGUCACACAUUCUGGCCCGUUCCGACUUGAACACCACGAUGUCGGAAAACACCGAGGCCACGACCUGGUGUUAAAUGCGGUUGUUGUAACUCUGCUCUUGUUAACUUUUUUUUAAGCCUUAGGUACUUUUUUUGUUUUGUUUUUUUGUUUGUUUGUUUUUUUCCAAAGAGGCCUAAAAUGCAUCAACCUUCUCUUCACCCUAGACUAGCCGGGGGAGAACCUGUCCCCGAAGCUGCUGCAGCACGUUUUAGUAGCAUCGAGUAGCCAGACGUGACACUCUGUGAAAUGUGCCUGCACACUAGAAACCCUUCCUGAAAAACGAGUUCCCCUGAGCUUCCCAGAGGACGUACAGAGGUGUGGUUUACAUCCAUUGUUCUUAAAAUGAAGGUGUAUCAUGAUUCCUCAAUCCAAUCUGCAUAUGCCAGAGCAAAACGUCUCCUCCUCACCCUCCCGAUUCAUGUCCGUAGAGUGCCACUCUUGUUCACAGUAAGCUAGUGAGUACAACUAACUUUGAGGUUCUACAAAUAAAGUUUAAAUUUAAAAAAAAAAAAUCUUAUACUGUAUACUGGUUGUGACACUAUUUGAAAAUCUUGACAUGUGGAACUUCUGGGUCACUAAAGCUUUAGGUUUGACCUUGUUCCUAAAUUACCUGAUAGAGCUAACGCAGUGGGAUUGUACAUACUUGUUCAAUUAUUUUGACCAAAAAGUUUAAUAAAUUUUAAAUGUUUACCUG
Pterocles gutturalis (yellow-throated sandgrouse) is the source of this 3189-nucleotide messenger RNA. RefSeq names its product protein phosphatase 2, regulatory subunit B, delta (gene PPP2R2D). NCBI's taxonomy places the organism in Eukaryota, Metazoa, Chordata, Aves, Pterocliformes, Pteroclidae. The record is from RefSeq and is a predicted model, not a curated record. Gene Ontology annotation, biological process: peptidyl-serine dephosphorylation. The annotation marks the transcript as partial. The transcript is spliced from 9 exons. Gene Ontology annotation, cellular component: cytosol; protein phosphatase type 2A complex. Gene Ontology annotation, molecular function: protein phosphatase regulator activity; protein binding.